AUGGAUUCUUCAAAUGAUUAUAUUUAUAUUAACAAGCGUACUUUAUCUAGACACAUAAAGAGGAAAGUGGAAGAUUUUUUUAAUAAAAUUCCUAUGGAAGAAACAAAUGUAGCAUCAUUAGUUGAUCAAAAUAACAAGCAAGAUUUCACUACUAGGAACAUCAAUAAUAUUGAUGCUAAUGAAAAUUAUGAGAGGUACAACGAUCAGCUAGAAGAAUCUUUUAGUCUGCCAUCAAAAAUAUUAAAAUUCCAAGAUACUGAUAAUGCUAAUGAUAAAAGCUCCAGUUUGUUUAAUAGCGAAAGUUCUGAUAAUACAGAAAUUUCAAGCUUAUUAACCAGCACGUCAUCAUCUAGCAACCUAAGAACUUUCAAAGAGCAUCUAGCUACAUGGGCAGUACAAUAUGUGGAAAAGGUGAAAGAAAUAAAGGCACCAACACCUCCAAUGUCUCUUACCGGCAUGCCAUCAGCACAAGGUACCUCAAAAAACAAACGUCCAUCUGAAGUAAUUUAUAGUUCAGUGUGUAAAAGACAAAAAAUAUCAAACAAAGUAUCAAACACCAACAGUUACACAAGCCAUGAUUUGUAA
Messenger RNA from Helobdella robusta, 585 nucleotides. RefSeq lists its product as hypothetical. NCBI's taxonomy places the organism in Eukaryota, Metazoa, Annelida, Clitellata, Rhynchobdellida, Glossiphoniidae. The transcript has a single exon. The record is from RefSeq and is a predicted model, not a curated record. The coding region runs from base 1 to 585 and encodes 194 amino acids.